ACUUGCACUGACACUCCUUGAGUUUAACAAUUUUUUAUGGAAACUACGCGUGUCUGUCUCAAUAUGUUUUUACUACUUGCGUAAGAGCUGCCUAGUUAUAGCAAAUGAACGAUUUGCUCCCUUUUUGCGCUAUAACAGACGUAAUCAUCAACGCAAUAUGCAUUUGGUUGAAAGGAUAGUACCUGCAUAUAAGAGGAUAUGUUUCUAUGAAAUGUAAAUUUUGAUAAUCAUCAUCACUCUAUUACAUACUAUACUACUUGCACUCGACCAACAAGCAUGUUCUCCUCAAAGCAUUUCGAACUCUCCGAUAUUCCUGAUCUCUCGGGCAAGGUCGCAAUUGUCACAGGCAGUAACACUGGCAUCGGCAAGGUCUGCGCAAUCCAAUUGGCCAAGAAGAAUUGUCAAGUGAUUGUACCAAGUCGCAGUGAAGAUAAAGGUCUUGCUGCCGUUGCCGAUAUUAAGGCCAUUACCGGAAACGAAAAAGUCGAAUUUAUCAAGUUAGACCUCCUUUCGCUCCAAUCUGUCAAGGCAUUUGCUGAGGAAUUCAAAUCCAAACACGAUAAGCUGCAUAUCUUGAUCAACAACGCCGGUAUUAUGUUGGCUCCUUACAGUCUUAGCGAAGACGGCCUCGAAAGUCAUUUCGCAACGAAUCACGUGGCGCACUACUACUUGACAAUGCAAUUACUUCCUACUCUCAUCAGCUCAGGACCAAGUCGUAUUGUAAACGUCAGCUCUUUUGGCCAUAAUUUCACACUCGUUUCGUCUCGCAGUCUAGACAAUAUAAAUGACGAGAAAGGCUAUUCUCGCAUGAUACAAUAUGGUUUUACCAAAGCUUACAACAUUUUAUUUACCCGUGAACUGACUAGGCGAUUGGAAGCGAAUAAAAUCAAUAAUAUUUAUGUCAACUGUAAUCAUCCUGGUGUGGUUAGCAGCGAGCUUUCCAGACACGCUUUCGACCAGCAAUCCUGGUUUAGUAAAUUUUACAAUAACCACGUAGCUAUACCUACGGAGAAGGGUGCACUUACACAACUCUACCUGGCCACAAGUCCUGAAGUGGAAAGCAAAAACAUCAAGGGAGAAUACUAUGUUCCUUAUGCAGAGCCAGGUUGUGCAAAUGCUUUUUCAAAAUCGGACAAGAAUGCCCUUGAUUUGUGGAACUAUACUGAGCAACUAUUGAAGGAGAAGGUGCCUGACUAUAAGGGUGCCAUUUUCUAGAAAUCCAGAAUUAACAUCGGUAAAACUCAAUCCUACAUCUAACUUUCUCCAUCAUGAGGGUGUUCCUAAAUGGCCAGUUUUAAUUUUUUUCAUGCUGUACACAUAUACUAUAC
Messenger RNA from Zychaea mexicana, 1328 nucleotides. RefSeq lists its product as uncharacterized. The coding region runs from base 277 to 1215 and encodes 312 amino acids. NCBI's taxonomy places the organism in Eukaryota, Fungi, Mucoromycota, Mucoromycetes, Mucorales, Lichtheimiaceae. The record is from RefSeq and is a predicted model, not a curated record. The transcript is spliced from 6 exons.